GGACGAAAAGUAAAGGCCAAGGAAGCACAGCCCCCACUGUUCUUCAAUUUUGACUCUUUUUUUCUUUUUCCAUUUCUAAGGCAGGCAAAAAGGAGUGUUUUGAAGUUUUAACAGAUAAUAAAGUAAACACUCACACACCCAACAAAAAGUAGUAGGGGGCCAAAACCAUAACCAGAAAUCUGACCCUCCUUUUUCUUCUUCUUCUUCUCCUCCUUCUGAUUCUCUGUAAGGUUUGUCUUUUAAAAACCCCACAUCCCAAAAACCCCCUUAAUGCUUGAAAAAUCUUUUUUUUCUAAGACACCAUGAAAUUGGGUAGAGAGAAUAAAGGAAUCCCUUCAGCGGAUUUGUUGGUUUGUUUUCCUUCUCGGUCGCAUUUGGCUUUAAUGCCAAACCCACUUUGUAGUCCAGCGAGAGGGUCCGAUUCCAGUAAGUUUCGUUUAAGUCACCGCCAUUACCACCGGCGGAGGAAGUCGGCGGAGAGUCCGGUGGUAUGGGCCAAAGCGAAGACGAUGGGGUCGGAGAUAUCGGAACCGUCGUCGCCGAAAGUGACAUGUGCAGGGCAGAUAAAGAUCAGGCCGAAGAAUAGCAAGAGCUGGCAAUCGGUGAUGGAGGAGAUAGAGAGAAUUCAUAAUAGGAGGAAAUUACGGAGGAGGAGGUUUCAUUGGGUUGAAUCUUUAGGGUUCAAGAAAGAUAUUAUGCAAUUCUUGACGUGUUUACGGAACAUACGGUUUGAUUUUAGGUGUUUCAGAGCUUUCCCAGCAACAGAUUUCACCACUGAAGAAGAAGAAGAAGAAGAAGAGGAAGAAGAAGAAAAAUCUCAAGGGAAUCAGGUGGGUGUUGAUGAAAAUGAGAGCUCAAGAACUGCAUUUUCUAAAUGGUUUAUGGUUUUACAGGAAAAUGGGAGUAAUGAGUUAAAGAGAGAGAGCAAAAUUCUCUGUAGUGAUGAUGAUGUAUCGAUUGAGGCAGCAAUGGCACCACCCAAAAACGCCCUUUUGCUUAUGCGUUGUAGGUCUGCUCCAGCAAAGAGAUGGUUGGAAGAAGAAUCUGAAGAAGAAGAAGAUGAUGAUGAUGAUGAUGAUGAAAAGGAAGAAGUGAAGGUGAAGAAGAGCUUGAAAUGGCUAAUGGAGGAAGAAAACAGAGAGAGAUUGGUUAUGGAAACGGGCACUGAUUUCUGCAGAAUGACAUCGGACAUUGCAAAAGAGACAUGGGUUGUUAGUGAAAAGAGCAGGGAUUUGUUUACAAGGAGCCAUAGUUGGAAAGUUUGAUCACUGGUUAUGGAAGACAUAAAUUUCAGCUUCAUCAUCCUUUUUUUUUUUUUUUUUUCAUGAUUUGAAUAUUUUUGAAAAUUCUUGAGUUUGAAUCUGAGUAAGAUUGGUUUUGGUGGCUUGUUGUACAGUUAAUCUAUAAUUUCGUUGGAGAGAAUUUUGUUGUCAUGUUCAUGUACGAGACACGCUUGUGGUCAAAUAUAAGAUUGGGCUGUUAAUCCAAGUGUUCCAUAGAAAAUGAUGAAAUGUAAUUAUAGAAAGGGUUUUCUUUUUCGAUCCUUUAUUUGUA
Messenger RNA from Benincasa hispida (wax gourd), 1554 nucleotides. RefSeq lists its product as uncharacterized. The record is from RefSeq and is a predicted model, not a curated record. NCBI's taxonomy places the organism in Eukaryota, Viridiplantae, Streptophyta, Magnoliopsida, Cucurbitales, Cucurbitaceae.